Messenger RNA from Ochotona princeps (American pika), 3041 nucleotides. RefSeq names its product Sad1 and UNC84 domain containing 2 (gene SUN2). Gene Ontology annotation, molecular function: protein-membrane adaptor activity. Gene Ontology annotation, cellular component: nuclear envelope; meiotic nuclear membrane microtubule tethering complex. The transcript is spliced from 18 exons. Gene Ontology annotation, biological process: nuclear envelope organization. The record is from RefSeq and is a predicted model, not a curated record. Bases 144 to 2357 code for a protein of 737 amino acids. NCBI's taxonomy places the organism in Eukaryota, Metazoa, Chordata, Mammalia, Lagomorpha, Ochotonidae.
CCGGCCCGGCCGCCGCUUCGGCCCUCCCUGCGCCAUCUCCACCAGGGAAGGGGGCGCGCCCAGUGGCGCAGCGGGCCUCGGACGCCCCCGGCCCCGCACCGGACAGCAGCGCACCAGGGGACCGGUUGCUGUCCUGCCCCAUCAUGUCGCGCCGAAGCCAGCGCCUCACCCGCUACUCGCAGGGUGGCGACGAUGGUGACAACAGCAGCAGCAGCGGGGGCAGCUCAGCGACCGGAAGCCAGAGCACGCUGUACAAGGACAGUCCUUUCAGAAGCUUGAAGAAGAAGUCCAGCAGCAGUGGCACCAAGCGCUUGUCCCCAGCGCCACAGCUGGGCCCAGCCUCCGACACGCACACCUCCUACUACAGCGAGUCCGUGGUGCGAGAGUCCUACAUAGGCAGCCCUCGGGCCGCAUCCCUGGCCAGGAGUGCACUCCUUGACAGCCACCUGCGCAGCGAGCCCUACUGGAGUGAGGACCUGCGGGUGAGGAGGCGGCGAGGCACAGGGGGCACAGACAGCAGUAAGGUCAAUGGGCUGUCCGAAGGUGCCGCUGCCGUCUCGGAGGACUUCCUGGGCUCGUCCUCCGGCUACUCCUCCGAGGAUGACUUCAUGGGCUACUCAGACACGGACCCACGCAGCUCCAGUUCACGGCUGAGGGGCGCCGUCUCCGGCGUGGGUUCAUUCCUGUGGUCGGUGCUCACCUCCCCAGGCCGGCUGCUGGGACUCCUCUAUUGGUGGAUCGGGACCACAUGGUACCGCCUGACCACAGCCGCCUCACUCCUCGAUGUCUUCGUUUUAACCAGGCGCUUCUCGUCCCUGAAGACAUUCCUCUGGUUCCUGUUGUUGCUGCUGUUCCUAACCGGCCUGACCUACGGUGCUUGGUAUUUCUACCCUUACGGGCUGCAGACAGUCCACCCCGCCGUGGUCUCCUGGUGGGCAGCGAAGGACAGCAGACGGCAGCAAGAGGUGUGGGAGUCCAGAGACACUGCCGCCCAUUCCCAGGCGGAGCAGCGCCUGCUCUCCCACGUGCACUCGCUGGAGCGGCGCCUGGAGGCACUGGCAGCGGAGUUCUCCUCCACCUGGCAGAAGGAAGCCAUGAGGCUGGAACGCCUGGAGCUGCGGCAGGGGGCAGCCAGCCAGGGCAGUGAUAGUGGUGGUGGUGGCCUGAGCCAGGAAGACACCCUGGCGCUCCUGGACGGACUGGUGAGCCGGCGCGAGGCCACCCUCAAGGAAGACCUGCGCAGGGACACCAUGGCCCGCAUGCAGGAAGAGCUGGCUACCCUGCGAGCUGAGCAUCACCGUGAUGUGGAGGACCUCUUCCACAAGAUUGUGAAGGCUGCCCAGGAGUCCGAGGAUCGUGUCCAGGAGCUGAAAGCUGAAUGGCAAAGGAGCAAGACAGCCCAAGAAGUCUUGCGGGAGAGCUCGGUGAAGGAGCUGGGGCGGCUGGAGGGCCAGCUGGCUACCCUGCAGCACGAGCUGGCAGCCUUGGCCCUGAAGCAGAGCUCAGUGGAGGACCAAGUGGGUCUGCUGCCUCAGAAGAUCCAAGCCGUGCGGGAUGAAGUGGAAUCGCAGGCCCCUGCCUGGAUUACCGAGUUCCUUCAAGGAGGUGGGGCCACCCGCAGCGGGCUCCUGGAGCGGGAGGAGCUACAGGCUCAGCUACGAGAGCUGGAGGGCAAGAUCCUGGCCCACAUGACUGAGACGCAGGGCAAGUCGGCCCGGGAGGCUGCAGCCUCGCUCAGUCUGACGCUGCAGAAAGAAGGUGUGAUUGGGGUGACGGAGGAGCAGGUGCAUCGGAUUGUGAAGCAGGCCCUGCAGCGCUACAGCGAGGACCGCAUCGGGAUGGUGGACUAUGCCCUGGAGUCUGGAGGUGCCAGUGUUAUUAGCACCCGAUGUUCAGAGACCUAUGAGACCAAGACGGCGCUGCUCAGCCUCUUCGGCAUCCCGCUGUGGUACCACUCCCAGUCGCCCCGUGUCAUCCUCCAGCCAGAUGUGCACCCAGGCAACUGCUGGGCCUUCCAGGGGCCCCAGGGCUUCGCCGUUGUGCGCCUCUCGGCCCGCAUCCGCCCCACAGCUGUCACCUUAGAGCACGUGCCCAAGGCCUUGUCACCCAACAGCACCAUCUCCAGCGCCCCCAAGGACUUUGCUGUUUUUGGGUUUGAUGAAGACCUGCAGCAGGAGGGGACACUUCUCGGCAAGUUCACCUAUGACCAGGAUGGAGAACCCAUCCAGACAUUCUACUUCCAGGCCCCUCCAGUGGCCUCGUACCAGGUGGUGGAGCUGCGCAUCCUGACCAACUGGGGCCACCCCGAGUACACCUGCAUCUACCGCUUCAGGGUACACGGGGAGCCCGCCCACUAGACACCAGCUUCGUGCCCGUGGUGUCACCAGGAGGCCUGCCACACCCUGGCAGGGAGUGCGGCCCCCAUCACGCACAUGCUUGACCAGCACCCCGACUUCCAGGGGCAGCACGGAGGAGGCCCCAGCCCCGCAGGGAUGCACAGAACACGCACGCAGGUGGCUGGAGGCAGCUGGCAACCGCUGUCUCUUCAUUCUUCCUCCUCUGUAGCAGGACACCAAGGGGUGUACAUAUGUAGUAGAGCCUGGGGACCUGGGAGGCAGGGAGAGGUUGGUCCCAGCUGCCCUUGCCUAAGGCGAAGGGGCCAGCACUAGGUGUAUGGCUGAAACAGGUGCCAAAGCUGGGUGAGUGGUACUGCCAUGCACACCUGCACCCGGCAGUCCAGCAGGACCACCUGGCAUGAGGCUGGUGCCUAUGGUCCCCCGAGGGGCUUCUCAGAAGCCUGUUUUUGUGCCAAGUCAGGAUGGCCCAGGGGUGGCCUCACACCCUGGAGGGGCCCAGUCCCAUGCUUCUUGCAGCCGUGUGUGCCUGUGAGCGGCUCCAGCCAGCAGCAGAGGCCCCUCUGUUGGUGACAGCAAUUGCUUCUCUUCCCCCAUGCUGUUUCCCAUCCCCCCUGGCACAUGCUCCUGCCCUGAGCCAAGUACCCACCAGCACUGGAAUACUGAACCCCACCUGCCCUAGCUGGG